This is a messenger RNA of Parnassius apollo (apollo), 7572 nucleotides long. NCBI's taxonomy places the organism in Eukaryota, Metazoa, Arthropoda, Insecta, Lepidoptera, Papilionidae. The record is from the annotation of a GenBank genome assembly.
AUGGCGCUGUAUGAAGGUAUUGCUCUCAUACAGGAAAAACAAGCUGUCGUUUUGGAUCUUGGGACCGACUACACAAAAUUUGGUUUUACGGGUGAAGCGGCCCCUCGUUGUAUCAUACGUUCAGAAUACUGGUGCCCUUCCACAAGAAAAUAUAAAAGUGUAUAUGACUACAGCACACCAGAAGAACUUUAUGACAAUCUUGUUCAUAUGCUGCAUUUAUUAUACUUUAGGCAUAUUUUAGUCAACCCAAAGGAACGUAAAGUGGUAGUCGUGGAGUCGUUGCUAACACCAACACUAUUUCGCGAGACACUUGCUAAGGUGCUCUUUAUACAUUAUGAGGUGUCGGGCGUGAUGUGGGUGGACAGUGGGCGCGCGAGCGCAAUGACGCUGGGCGCGCCCAUCGUGCUCGUCGUGUCGCUGGGCGCGCGCGAUGCAGAGAUCACUGCAGUGAUUCAUGGCUGUCCGGUGAUUCAAGCAAUACAAUCACAGCCUCUCGGAGCUCGCGCUAUACACGACGAGCUCGCACGGAUACUUGAUGAAGAUAAUGGUACAGAGUUGCAUCUCAGUGAAGAUGUGCUGGAGGACAUUAAAGUGCGCGCGUGCUUCGUGCCGUCGCGCGAGAAGGCAUUGGAGUGGGCGGAGCGCGGCGUAGCGAGCGACGUGCGGGAGGUGCGCGGGGUGGGCGAGGGGCGCGCGGACGGUGGCGCGCGCGUGCCGGUGUCGCGCCGUGCACGCGCACUCGCCGCCGAGCCGCUAUUCGCGCGUGACAAUGAACUCGCCUCGCUACCCGACAUCGUGCUGCAGUGCAUCCUACAGUGUCCCAUCGACGCGCGGCGAGCGCUCGCGGAAAACGUGCUGGUGGCGGGCGGCGGCGCCGCGUUGCCCGGCCUGCGCGCGCGCCUCGCGCAAGAGCUGCGCCGCCUCGCGCAGCUGCCGCCCUAUAGGUACCAUGUACCGUGUGUUGUUUGUAUAGAGAACGUGCUGCUGGCGGGCUGCCCGGCCUGCGCACGAGCUGUGCCGCCUCGCGCAGCUGCCGCCCUACAGGUACAAUGUGUUUGUAUAGAGAACGUGCUGCUGGCGGGCUGCCCGGCCUGCGCACGAGCUGCUCCGCGUCGCGCAGCUGCCGCCCUACCGGUACCGUGUGUUGUUUGUAUAGAUAACGUGCUGCUGGCGGGCUGCCCGGCCUGCGCACGAGCUGCGCCGCCUCGCGCAGCUGCCGCCCUACAGGUACCAUGUGUUUGUAUAGAUAACGUGCUGCUGGCGGGCUGCCUGGCCUGCGCACGAGCUGCGCCGCCUCGCGCAGCUGCCGCCCUACAGGUACCAUGUGUUUGUAUAGAGAACGUGCUGCUGGCGGGCUGCCCGGCCUGCGCACGAGCUGCGCCGCCUUGCGCAGCUGCCGCACUACAGGUACCGUGUGUUGUUUGUAUAGAGAACGUGCUGCUGGCGGGCUGCCCGGCCUGCGCACGAGCUGUGCCGCCUUGCGCAGCUGCCGCCCUACCGGUACCGUGUGUUGGUUGUAUAGAGAACGUGCUGCUGGCGGGCGGCCCGGCCUGCGCACGAGCUGCGCCGCCUCGCGCAGCUGCCGCCCUACAGGUACCAUGUGUUUGUAUAGAGAACGUGCUGCUGGCGGGCUGCCCGGCCUGCGCACGAGCUGCGCCGCCUCGCGCAGCUGCCGCCCUACAGGUACCAUGUGUUUGUAUAGAUAACGUGCUGCUGGCGGGCUGCCCGGCCUGCGCACGAGCUGCGCCGCCUCGCGCAGCUGCCGCCCUACAGGUACCAUGUGUUUGUAUAGAGAACGUGCUGCUGGCGGUCUGCCUGGCCUGCGCACGAGCAGCGCCGCCUCGCGCAGCUGCCGCCCUACCAGUACCGUGUGUUGUUUGUAUAGAGAACGUGCUACUGGCGGGCUUCCUGGCCUGCGCACGAGCUGCGCCGCCUUACGCAGCUGCCGCCCUACAGGUACCAUGUGUUUGUAUAGAGAACGUGUUGCUGGCGGGCUGCCCGGCCUGCGCACGAGCUGCGCCACCUUACGCAGCUGCCGCCCUACAGGUAACAUGUGUUGUUUGUAUAGAGAACGUGCUGCUGGCGGGCUGCCCGGCCUGCGCACGAGCUGCGCCGCCUCGCGCAGCUACCGCCCUACCGGUACCAUGUUAUUGUAUAGAGAACGUGCUGCUGGCGGGCUGCCCGGCCUGCGCACGAGCUGCGCCGCCUCGCGCAGCUGCCGCCCUACAGGUACCGUGUGUUGUUUGUAUAGAGAACGUUCUGCUAGCGGGCUGCCCGGCCUGCGCACGAGCUGCGCCGCCUUACGCAGCUGCCGCCCUACAGGUACCGUGUGUUGUUUGUAUAGAGAACGUGCUGCUGGCGGGCUGCCCGGCCUGCGCACGAGCUGCGCCGCCUCGCGCUGCUGCCGCCCUACAGAUACCAUGUGUUUGUAUAGAUAACGUGCUGCUGGCGGGCUGCCUGGCCUGCGCACGAGCUGCGCCGCCUUACGCAGCUGCCGCCCUACAGGUACCAUGUGUUUGUAUAGAUAACGUGCUGCUGGCGGGCUGCCUGGCCUGCGCACGAGUUGCACCGCCUCGCGCAGCUGCCGCCCUACAGGUACCAUGUGUUGUUUGUAUAAAGAACGUGCUGCUGGCGGGCGGCCCGGCCUGCGCACGAGCUGCGCCGCCUCGCGCAGCUGCCGCCCUACAGGUACCAUGUGUUUGUAUAGAGAACGUGCUGCUGGCGGGCUGCCCGGCCUGCGCACGAGCUGCGCCGCCUUAUGCAGCUGCCGCCCUACAGGUACCAUGUGUUUGUAUAGAGAACGUGCUGCUGGCGGGCUGCCCGGCUUGCGCACGAGCUGCGCCGCCUUAUGCAGCUGCCGCCCUACAGGUACCAUGUGUUUGUAUAGAUAACGUGCUGCUGGCGGGCUGCCUGGCCUGCGCACGAGCUGCGCCGCCUCGCGCAGCUGCCGCCUUACAGGUACCAUGUGUUGUUUGUAUAGAGAACGUGCUGCUGGCGGGCUGCCCGGCCUGCGCACGAGCUGCGCCGCCUCGCGCAGCUACCGCCCUACCGGUACCAUGUGUUUGUAUGGAUAACGUGCUGCUGGCGGGCUGCCUGGCUUGCGCACGAGCUGCGCCGCCUCGCGCAGCUGCCGCCCUACCGGUACCGUGUGUUGGUUGUAUAGAGAACGUGCUACUGGCGGGCUGCCCGGCCUGCGCACGAGCUGCCCCGCCUCGCGCAGCUGCCGCCCUACAGGUACCAUGUGUUGUUUGUAUAGAGAACGUGCUGCUGGCGGGCUGCCCGCCCUGCGCACGAGCUGCGCCGCCUCGCGCAGCUGCCGCCCUACCGGUACCAUGUGUUUGUAUAGAUAACGUGCUGCUGGCGGGCUGCCUGGCCUGCGCACGAGCUGCGCCGCCUCGCGCAGCUGCCGCCCUACCGGUACCGUGUGUUGUUUCUAUAGAGAACGUGCUGCUGGCGGGCUGCCCGGCCUGCGCACGAGCUGCGCCGCCUCGCGCAGCUGCCGCCCUACAGGUACCAUGUGUUUGUAUAGAUAACGUGCUGCUGGCGGGCUGCCUGGCCUGCGCACGAGCUGCGCCGCCUCGCGCAGCUGCCGCCCUACAGGUACCAUGUGUUUGUAUAGAGAACGUGCUGCUGGCGGGCUGCCCGGCCUGCGCACGAGCUGCGCCGCCUUGCGCAGCUGCCGCACUACAGGUACCGUGUGUUGUUUGUAUAGAGAACGUGCUGCUGGCGGGCUGCCCGGCCUGCGCACGAGCUGUGCCGCCUUGCGCAGCUGCCGCCCUACCGGUACCGUGUGUUGUUUGUAUAGAGAACGUGCUGCUGGCGGGCUGCCCGGCCUGCGCACGAGCUGCGCCGCCUCGCGCAGCUGCCGCCCUACCGGUACCAUGUGUUGGUAUAGAGAACGUGCUGCUGGCGGGCUGCCCGGCCUGCGCACGAGCUGCGCCGCCUCGCGCAGCUGCCGCCCUACAGGUACCAUGUGUUUGUAUAGAUAACGUGCUGCUGGCGGGCUGCCCGGCCUGCGCACGAGCUGCGCCGCCUCGCGCAGCUGCCGCCCUACAGGUACCAUGUGUUUGUAUAGAGAACGUGCUGCUGGCGGUCUGCCUGGCCUGCGCACGAGCAGCGCCGCCUCGCGCAGCUGCCGCCCUACCAGUACCGUGUGUUGUUUGUAUAGAGAACGUGCUACUGGCGGGCUUCCUGGCCUGCGCACGAGCUGCGCCGCCUUACGCAGCUGCCGCCCUACAGGUACCAUGUGUUUGUAUAGAGAACGUGUUGCUGGCGGGCUGCCCGGCCUGCGCACGAGCUGCGCCACCUUACGCAGCUGCCGCCCUACAGGUAACAUGUGUUGUUUGUAUAGAGAACGUGCUGCUGGCGGGCUGCCCGGCCUGCGCACGAGCUGCGCCGCCUCGCGCAGCUACCGCCCUACCGGUACCAUGUUAUUGUAUAGAGAACGUGCUGCUGGCGGGCUGCCCGGCCUGCGCACGAGCUGCGCCGCCUCGCGCAGCUGCCGCCCUACAGGUACCGUGUGUUGUUUGUAUAGAGAACGUUCUGCUAGCGGGCUGCCCGGCCUGCGCACGAGCUGCGCCGCCUCGCGCAGCUGCCGCCCUACAGGUACCAUGUGUUUGUAUAGAUAACGUGCUGCUGGCGGGCUGCCCGGCCUGCGCACGAGCUGCGCCGCCUCGCGCAGCUGCCGCCCUACAGGUACCAUGUGUUUGUAUAGAGAACGUGCUGCUGGCGGUCUGCCUGGCCUGCGCACGAGCAGCGCCGCCUCGCGCAGCUGCCGCCCUACCAGUACCGUGUGUUGUUUGUAUAGAGAACGUGCUACUGGCGGGCUUCCUGGCCUGCGCACGAGCUGCGCCGCCUUACGCAGCUGCCGCCCUACAGGUACCAUGUGUUUGUAUAGAGAACGUGUUGCUGGCGGGCUGCCCGGCCUGCGCACGAGCUGCGCCACCUUACGCAGCUGCCGCCCUACAGGUAACAUGUGUUGUUUGUAUAGAGAACGUGCUGCUGGCGGGCUGCCCGGCCUGCGCACGAGCUGCGCCGCCUCGCGCAGCUACCGCCCUACCGGUACCAUGUUAUUGUAUAGAGAACGUGCUGCUGGCGGGCUGCCCGGCCUGCGCACGAGCUCCGCCGCCUCGCGCAGCUGCCGCCCUACAGGUACCGUGUGUUGUUUGUAUAGAGAACGUGCUGCUGGGGGGCUGCCCGGCCUGCGCACGAGCUGCGCCGCCUCGCGCUGCUGCCGCCCUACAGAUACCAUGUGUUUGUAUAGAUAACGUGCUGCUGGCGGGCUGCCUGGCCUGCGCACGAGCUGCGCCGCCUUACGCAGCUGCCGCCCUACAGGUACCAUGUGUUUGUAUAGAUAACGUGCUGCUGGCGGGCUGCCUGGCCUGCGCACGAGUUGCACCGCCUCGCGCAGCUGCCGCCCUACAGGUACCAUGUGUUGUUUGUAUAAAGAACGUGCUGCUGGCGGGCUGCCCGGCCUGCGCACGAGCUGCGCCGCCUCGCGCAGCUGCCGCCCUACAGGUACCAUGUGUUUGUAUAGAGAACGUGCUGCUGGCGGGCUGCCCGGCCUGCGCACGAGCUGCGCCGCCUUAUGCAGCUGCCGCCCUACAGGUACCAUGUGUUUGUAUAGAGAACGUGCUGCUUGGCGGGGCUGCCCGGCCUGCGCACGAGCUGCGCCGCCUUAUGCAGCUGCCGCCCUACAGGUACCAUAGAACGUGCUGCUGGCGGGCUGCCCGGCCUGCGCACGAGCUGCGCCGCCUCGCGCAGCUACCGCCCUACCGGUACCAUGUGUUUGUAUGGAUAACGUGCUGCUGGCGGGCUGCCUGGCUUGCGCACGAGCUGCGCCGCCCCUGCGCAGCUGCCGCCCUACCGGUACCGUGUGUUGUUUGUAUAGAGAACGUGCUACUGGCGGGCUGCCCGGCCUGCGCACGAGCUGCCCCGCCUCGCGCAGCUGCCGCCCUACAGGUACCAUGUGUUGUUUGUAUAGAGAACGUGCUGCUGGCGGGCUGCCCGCCCUGCGCACGAGCUGCGCCGCCUCGCGCAGCUGCCGCCCUACAGGUACCAUGUGUUUGUAUAGAUAACGUGCUGCUGGCGGGCUGCCUGGCCUGCGCACGAGCUGCGCCGCCUCGCGCAGCUGCCGCCCUACAGGUACCGUGUGUUGUCUAUAGAGAACGUGCUGCUGGCGGGCUGCCCGGCCUGCGCACGAGCUGCGCCGCCUCGCGCAGCUGCCGCCCUACCGGUACCGUGUGUUGUUUGUAUAGAGAACGUGCUGCUGGCGGGCUGCCUGGCCCGCGCACGAGCUGCGCCGCCUCUCGCAGCUGCCGCCUUACAGGUACCAUGUGUUUGUAUAGAGAACGUGCUGCUGGCGGGCUGCCCGGCCUGCGCACGAGCUGCACCGCCUCGCGCAGCUGCCGCCCUACAGGUACCAUGUGUUGUUGUAUAGAGAACGUGCUGCUGGCGGGCUGCCCGGCCUGCGCACGAGCUGCGCCGCCUCGCGCAGCUACCGCCCUACCGGUACCAUGUGUUUGUAUGGAUAACGUGCUGCUGGCGGGCUGCCUGGCUUGCGCACGAGCUGCGCCGCCUCGCGCAGCUGCCGCCCUACCGGUACCGUGUGUUGUUUGUAUAGAGAACGUGCUACUGGCGGGCUGCCCGGCCUGCGCACGAGCUGCCCCGCCUCUCGCAGCUGCCGCCCUACAGGUACCAUGUGUUGUUUGUAUAGAGAACGUGCUGCUGGCGGGCUGCCCGCCCUGCGCACGAGCUGCGCCGCCUCGCGCAGCUGCCGCCCUACCGGUACCAUGUGUUUGUAUAGAUAACGUGCUGCUGGCGGGCUGCCUGGCCUGCGCACGAGCUGCGCCGCCUCGCGCAGCUGCCGCCCUACCGGUACCGUGUGUUGUUUCUAUAGAGAACGUGCUGCUGGCGGGCUGCCCGGCCUGCGCACGAGCUGCGCCGCCUCGCGCAGUUGCCGCCCUACCGGUACCGUGUGUUGUUUGUAUAGAGAACGUGCUGCUGUCGGGCUGCCUAGCCCGCGCACGAGCUGCGCCGCCUCUCGCAGCUGCCGCCUUACAGGUACCAUAUGUUUGUAUAGAGAACGUGCUGCUGGCGGGCUGCCCGGCCUGCGCACGAGCUGCACCGCCUCGCGCAGCUGCCGCCCUACCGGUACCAUGUGUUUGUAUAGAGAACGUGCUGCUGGCGGGCUACCCGGCCUGCGCACGAGCUGCGCCGCGUCGCGCAGCUGCCGCCCUACCGGUACCGUGUGUUGUUUGUAUAGAUAACGUGCUGCUGGUGGGCUGCCUGGCCUGCGCACGAGCUGCGCCGCCUCGCGCAGCUGCCGCCCCACCGGUACCGUGUGUUUGUAUAGAGAACGUGCUGCUGGCGGGAUGCCCGGCCUGCACACGAGCUGCGCCGCCUCGCGCAGCUGCCGCCCUACCGGUACCAUGUGUUUGUACAGAGAACGUGCUGCUGGCGGGCUGCCUGGCCCGCGCACGAGCUCCGCCGCCUCGCGCAGCUGCCGCCCUACCCGUAGCUCUAUUUGUUGUUUAUAUCGAUAGGGGGCAAACGAGCAUGCGGCUCGCCUGA